ACAGUCUGCGUGUGGCAGAUCACCAGAGCAUGAGUGCGCCAGACCUGCACGCAGCAGCCUUAUCUUGUCCUUGUCACUUUUCAACGGAGCUGCCGCACGCGCCGCUGCGGCAUGAACCUGUCAAAAAAUGGCUGCGGGUGAAAAGACAAGCACUUCCUCUUUCUGGAUUGGAGCUGUGGUGUGCCUAUUGUGUUGUGAAGCAGCCGCUGCUCUAGCGUCGUGCGUGCCCAACGUACCGUCAUACCUGCUGCCAAGUCAACUGCCCACAUCGCCGCUACCACCCGUACCGCUGGAUUUCGUCGUGUCCCAGUGCGCUAUCCGGGAUUCGCAGUUUGCUGCCGGCCAGGCGCGACUGGCGUCUAAACUCGGCAAUGUCAUCGUGGGCGGGCUGUUUCCUAUGCGCGUGUUGCGUGGCGAGGGCGACUUGCCGUUCGAGCGGAACGUGACGUGUCGUGUGGAUGGCGAGCAAGUUCAGCCGGCGAUGCUGAUGACGCUGCUAAGCGUCCUGCACUACUUGGACAACGACGUUGGCGUGAUAGGACGGGCAGUGGACGGCUCGCCGCUCACACUGGGCUACGACCUGCGUGAUUCGUGCAGCUCGCCGCUGUGCGCCGCACGUGAGACCUACACGCUAACCGAGCACUCGCUAGUCAGCCGCUGCGCGUACGACACACACUUCCCGACGGUGUGCCGCAUGCCGCUGUUCCGCCUGCUGCGCGCCAGCUCGUGUGCCAACGCCAGCGAGCUGCGCACCAUGCUGGAACGACAGGGCACGGGCUAUCGGCAACGCCUGCCGCCGGCCAGCCUCAUCCUAGGCCCGUUUCACAGCCGCAUACAACAGGCAGCCAGCAUCAUCUUGACCGUAUACUCCGUACCGGCCAUAGGCAUCGGAGCGGAGACGGCCCACCCCCAGGAAGCGCUCAUUAGCGCAUCGCUGCUCCGGCACGUGACCCCGAGGCCUGGCGACAUGGCACGGGCCGUACUCGACGUCCUGGUCACGUUUGAUUGGUCCUAUGUCGCCAUGGUCACCCAGGACACGAACUACUUCAUGAGCAUGAUCCGUGCCAACCUGGUGUCCCAAGUGUCACAGACAAAUGUCUGCGUGACAAUUGAUAGUCAUCUAUCCGGAGAAGAGUCGAACGGGUUUGCCAUGCGCGGCUUGGCCAAUAUGCUGAACAAGCGGCCACGAGUGCAGGUGCUGGUGCUGCUUACCGGACAGAGGGUUGCCCGCGACCUGCUGGACACGUUACACCGCGGCGGCGUGCGUCCGCUGGUGUUCAUCGGCAUGGAGACGUGGGUCAGGGAUCACUACGUCAUGACGCAUCCGGCCAUCGCGUCACUACUCAUGGUCUCGCGGCGCGCCACGUCCGGAUCGGGGCGGCGUGCUGGAGAGAUCGUCCAGGGCAUCCUCUCCGAUGGCGUGCCAAAUCUGCCACCGGAGCUGCUGCCGUACUGGGAGCGAAUAUUCCGCUGUAGCGCGUGCAACGGCAGCCGAGACGAUACCAACUCAACCAUGGUGGAUCCCGCAGUGGGUGGCGGCGGUGGCGGAGGUCCCGCUGGUAUUGGGAUCAGGGAUGUCAGGGAGAGUGUGACACUGACCAGUCAGUGUGGUCCGUUGCCAGCCGCGUGUGCGGGUGAUCAGGCGUCGCGACCGCCGUGCACCAUGGACGAGAUCGGCGGGCAGAUCAGCGGCGUCGAGGUGGAUCUGCUCGCCGAUUACAUCCUACCGCCGGUACUGGAUGCUCUGUUGCUGACGACCACCGUUAUACGCCGCACCCUUGCCGACUUCUCUCACUUAUUUAACACGUCAAAUUACGCCAUCGCUCUGCCCACCGACACCAGUCUGCUGCACUUUCAAGACGCCAUUCGAACUACUAGCCGGGAGACCCGUCGCUCACCCCUUAUACUCUCUAACGUUCAGACGGUUGAGCUUCCGGGAGGACGCGGCACGGAGAAACGGCUCAGGACGGUCGGUGCGUGGCGGCGCGUGCGGUCAGGAGGCGGCAACAUUCUUGUUCUCGACAACGCCACUCACAUCCAGUGGGGUUCAUUGUCGCGCGGCGGCGGUGUUGGGAGAGAGAACGCACCGCGCUCCCAGUGCAGCGUACCCUGUGAGGAUGGCUAUAGCCCAGUGUUGCUCAGUGCCAUUGACCCGUGUUGCUGGAACUGCACUCGCUGCGCCACGCAUCACAUUCGCUCGGCCGCCGCCAGCCCGGAAACGUGCCAGGAGUGCGGCGCGAGCACGUUUACAAACGCGGCACAGACGGCCUGCGAGCCGCUCGAGCUAACCUACGCCGCUCUCCCGACCCCGGUGGCGGUGAUCUGCACAGUACUGGUGGUGUCCGCGGCCAUUCUCUUCAUGAUCACGUUCGUCGUGUACGCCAUGUAUCGCGCAUCGCCGAUAGUACGUGCGUCCGACUUCAAGCUCACCAUGCUCUUCAUCUUCUGUCUGUUUGUGGGCGUGCUGACGCAAGGUGUGUUCAUUCUGCGUCCGGACGACAUCAUCCCGUGCAGCGUAAAGCCGCCGCUGACCUACACAUGGCAAGUGGCGUGCUUCGCGGUCAUGCUGAUCAAGACGCGCCGCAUGGCAGCGCUCUUCUCGCUCAGUCUGCGCCAGCUGAUGGCGGACUCCAGCAAGCUGCGUGACCAUCAGCAGGUGUUGUUUGUGGCUAUCCUGACUCUGGUCGGCUUCGUCAUGUCCCUUAUAUGGACGCUGACCAACCCGCCGAGGAGCGUGACGGAAGUGAUCACCGCCCACCAGACGGUGAUUCUCUACUGCUCCACCAAUAUAGCUUGGAUUCUUAUUCUGGCAAGUUAUCUGUCAUUGCUAAACAUCUUGACACUGGUGCUGGCAUACAAAACACGCAAGAUCCCGGACAAUUACAACGAGGCUGGAUUUCUGUUCUUGGCUAGCUUCCUCUCAAACUUCCUGUCGUUUGCACUGCUGCCGGCAUACUUCGCCACAUCGGACGAGACCAUCCGCCCUCUACAGCUUUGUAUGUUCAGUACCCUCACACUAAUCACGCUAUGGGCUUGCGUCUGCCUGCCCAGAAUGUAUCGACUCAUGCAGGAACCGAAAGGAGGAAAUAGCCGACAUCGCAGCAGUAACGGCUUGAACCGAUUGCAAAGUUUCCACGCCGGACUCCAGUCUUCAGAUCAAUUGUCGGGUUUGCGUCCAGCCCGCCUGCUGAGUCCGAGCGAAGGAAGUGGGGAUUCUGCACACAGUCGUUCAAACUCGCCAAUCCGUGCCGAUGCCAUCCUAACUAGUUCUGAACACACGGCUGUUGCUCUUGAGCAGUCCGCCGAGUCACUUCUGUUGGACUCUGCGCCACUGGAAUCGCAACAACAGCAUAAACUGCAGUCACAGCUGAGUGGUUGUCGAGAUAUCUCGCACACCUCUAGCCUGGACGACCCGGAUGAGCCGGUAGCCAUUCAGGAGAGCAACAUGAUGGCUGAUGAUGACCCAGGGCCGCUGGGUCAGCUACGUAACAUGAGCGUUGCACCCACGGGCACACAGCUCCAUCUUCACCAGCAGCCGGCCGUAACACACGAUGGCAGCGAUUCCCAUGUUGUCGUCACUACUGCGGAGGAAUUCUCUCGGCGGCUGCGCCAAGAUUCAUGCCCGGCUACCAUGACAAACUCAGUCCGCACCAAAGCCAACCAGAAACUAAGUACAGACCAGACCAGUGCCGUUCGGCGCCGCUCUAUCUCAGCAUUUGAGCUGGGGUCCAAGGAGUCCAAGGUGGCACGGAUGUCGGCAGAGUCACCCGGCGAUGAAUCUCUGUCGCUGUGGCAUCAGCUGAAAGAGUGGGCUGGCUUCGGUGACACCGUUCCACCUAGCUGCAAUCUCCGGGGUGAGCUGGCUGGGUAUGGCGAGGAGAGUGAGUGAGGAGAGUGAGUCUCUCUGUUUGUCUGUCUGUCUUUCUGUCUGUCUGUCUGUCUGUCUGUCUAUCGUCUGUCUGUCUGUC
Molecule: messenger RNA, 3968 nt
Organism: Sycon ciliatum
Lineage: Eukaryota; Metazoa; Porifera; Calcarea; Leucosolenida; Sycettidae
Product: metabotropic glutamate receptor-like
Exons: 4
Coding region: 128-3889 (1253 amino acids)
Biological process (GO): regulation of synaptic transmission, glutamatergic; G protein-coupled glutamate receptor signaling pathway
Cellular component (GO): plasma membrane
Molecular function (GO): adenylate cyclase inhibiting G protein-coupled glutamate receptor activity
Source: RefSeq, a predicted model, not a curated record